Messenger RNA from Eurytemora carolleeae, 1967 nucleotides. Its product is annotated as innexin inx2. The transcript has 11 exons. The coding region runs from base 73 to 1185 and encodes 370 amino acids. Lineage: Eukaryota; Metazoa; Arthropoda; Copepoda; Calanoida; Temoridae. Gene Ontology annotation, molecular function: gap junction channel activity. The record is from RefSeq and is a predicted model, not a curated record. Gene Ontology annotation, cellular component: plasma membrane; gap junction.
UUCAGAUCUAGACAAUAGUGAAUAUCGGAGGUUUACAGCCUUUGCCAUCCUUGACAGACAACUUGCAGAAGGAUGGCUCCUCCCGUUAUCAACAGAUUACCCAUAAUCAGUAACUUGCUGAAAUGGUUCAAGGGCGACGAAUUGACGAUAGACAACCCACUCUUCAGACUUCAUCAUCAGGCUUCAACAUUCGUGAUUAUGUUCGGACUCUUAUUUAUUUUCCUCGAAAAUCAUUUGGAUGGUCGCGCUAUCAUCUGUCAGGGGGGAGACCAGUAUGCCAGGUCCUACUGCUGGAUUCAUGGAACUGCCUAUAUCCGACCUCACCUGCAAGGAAAGGCUACUGGAUGUUUCGUUGAUCAGAGUAAAAUUGAUUCUCCAGAGGAUGCCCCUGUCACAGCAUACUACCUCUGGUUGCCCUUCCUUCUCACAUUCUGCUUCGGGUUCGCCAAGUUCCCCAGGAGCAUCUGGAGGAACUUCCUGGAGGGGAACAUGAUCAGGAACAUUAUUCAGGAUCGUGACCCGAGUACAAUUGCUCAGAACUUCUUUGAUUUCCGACCUCGCUAUGCUCGCUACCAUUUCUACUUCGGGUUCUGCGAGUUCUUGAACCUCUUCAUGGUUUUCCUCAGCGUUGUCAUCACCGAUGCUCUCCUCCUCGGCAAAUUCUGGACGUACGGGCGUGAGGUUCUGAAUUAUAUCUGGUCUGUGAAGCAUGUUGGAGAAGACGGAAAAUAUCUUACUCAUGACCCUAUGUGUGAACUCUUCCCUACCGAGGUUGCGUGCUAUAUCCGUAUUGGAGCUACAACCGGAAGCAUAGACCGGAGCAACUACCUCUGCAUCCUCUCUAACAACCUCUUCAACCAGAAGUACUUCCUGGUCCUCUGGCUCUGGUGGUUGAGCAUCUCCAUCCUCUCCGUCCUGGGGAUCAUCUACAGGCUCGCCAGGAUUGCUGUCCCUGAUCUCUCCAGAUCUAUUCUGAUGCGGCGCGUGAAGGCCUGGAGACUAGAGAACCUUGAGCUGACCGGAGCAGAUUGUUUUGUUCUUGAUAUGUUGGCCGUCAACAUUCCUCAUAAUAUCAUGGAUCAGGUUUUGGCAGAGAUUGGAAAGAAAUCCUUAUUGAAGGCAGAUUAUGACAGUGUGGAUAAUCAUAAUCAAACUCUACCCCUUAAAAGUACUACAGCUCUUUAACAGCUGAAAGCUCUUUAACAGCUGACAGCUCUUUAACAGCUGACAGCUCUUUAACAGCUGACAGCUCUUUAACAACUGACAGCUCUUUAACAGCUGACAGCUCUUUAACAGCUGACAGCUCUUUAAUAGCGGACAGCUCUUUAACAGCUGACAGCUCUUUAGCAGCGGACAGCUCUGUAGAAGCGGUGAGAGCUAUAAACCUUCACCUGCCUAACAGCACAACAGCCGCUGUAAAUGUGACAUUUGUUGAAUUUUCCUAAAGAAAAUUUGCAAAAUGUUAGUUACUACUUACACUUCAAGAAAUCUCAAAUACAAUCUACUUAGUUUCUAAUCCUGUACAAUAUGCAUACAAACCGAGGUUAUUCUGUACAGUGUACAUGUAAUCUGUGCAGAGCAUGGUUAUUGAAUUUUGUGUACAUAAAACGAAAUUAUGAUCUGUACAUUCCGUACAGUAAAAACCCUGACCAAGAUUAUUCUGCAUAUUAAACCAAGAUUUUACUGGACACCAACAUUAAACCAAGGUUUUGGUGUGCAACAACAUUUAGAACAAUUUGUAAACCAGAUCUUCAAUGCUAGGUCUUGGAAACAUAUUUUACAAUAAGGAAGAUUUAAAACUGAAAACAAGGGACUUAAAAAAAUGCAAGGAAAUUGAACCCCCCAAUAUUCAGCCUUUUUUGACGGCUCUACCAACAUUAGUAUUGUAGGAUUAUGACAGUGCUGUUUUGUGUACAUUACACUGACGUAAAUUUUCUGUAGCUAAGUGAAUUCUCUCAAUCCGAGCA